This is a messenger RNA of Trichosurus vulpecula (common brushtail), 1708 nucleotides long. RefSeq names its product cell division cycle 25C (gene CDC25C). Gene Ontology annotation, cellular component: nucleus; cytoplasm. The transcript has 15 exons. Gene Ontology annotation, molecular function: protein tyrosine phosphatase activity. The coding region runs from base 144 to 1469 and encodes 441 amino acids. Gene Ontology annotation, biological process: protein dephosphorylation; positive regulation of G2/M transition of mitotic cell cycle; positive regulation of G2/MI transition of meiotic cell cycle. The record is from RefSeq and is a predicted model, not a curated record. NCBI's taxonomy places the organism in Eukaryota, Metazoa, Chordata, Mammalia, Diprotodontia, Phalangeridae.
CUCCACAUCCACCCAUCCCCCGGGGGAAACAGAUGCAGCGUUCCGAGCCUGUGCCCCCUCACCCACGCGAGCGAAGAAGGGGAGCUGCAUCUUCUCGGUCCUCCAGGACUCAUUUUUUCCCAGGAUAAGAUUCUUUUGAGGCCAUGUCUGGGACUCCCUUCAGAUCCUGCUUCAGGUCUAACUAUAGAGAGAAGUUGAACUUGCUUCUAGAGAAAGAUGCUUCCUUUUCCUUUAACUCAGAACUUCCCAAGACCCCAGCUAGCAAGUUCCUUGUUGACUCUGGAAACCUCAGCUCUUUAACAGGAGCAACCCCAAAGCGUCGCCUUGACUUGUCAAACAUUAGCAUUGAGGAGACGGCUGCCAUCCCGCUCACCCCAUCGCCGGACCUCGAUGAAACCGGUAACUUGGAUUCCUCAGGACCUCAGGAAGUACAGCAAGCUGAAAUGGGCCAUCCUCAGCAUAUGAGGAAAUGCAUCCCUGCGCAGCUGCUGUGCAGCACUCCCAGUGCUCUUGGUUCCUUCUGCCAAAAGACAGAUGCAACAGGUAGCUCCUCUCCAGACAAAGAAAAUGAGAACAGCUUUCUGGAAUACCCGACACUCAGGUCCUUAAGGCUUCAGGAAAGAUCUAGAAGACCGCUCUUGUCUCCUCUUUCUCUACUGGACAGCAGAAACUCUGUAGAAGGGGAAAUGAAUGAUCUAGGCAGUCCCAUUACCAGGAUCCCGCUGCAUCAGGACAAGGAGGAAGGCUGUGCAGGGGAGACUUCACUUGAGUUAGUGGAGGUUUUCCUGGAAGAGCAAGAAGCCAAGGAAUCAGAACUAAAGAAGACAGUUUCACUCUGUGAUGUUAAUGCCAUUCAGAUCUUAGGGGAGAAUUCUGACCAGAGGCAACUGAUAGGUGAUUUCACCAAGGUCUACAUGCUACCAACGGUGACAGGAAAGCAUCAGGAUCUGAAGUACAUCAACCCAGAGACGGUAGCUGCUCUGCUGCGGGGGCAGCUGCAAGAUCUGAUUGAGAAGUUUUAUAUUAUUGAUUGCCGCUAUCCGUAUGAGUAUCAAGGAGGUCAUAUCCAGGGAGCUCUGAAUCUGCACAGUCAGGAAGAACUACAUCAUUUCUUCCUGAAGAAGCCUCUUGUCCCUUUCAGUGCCCAGAGAAGAAGAGUCGUCGUGUUUCAUUGUGAAUUCUCCUCAGAAAGGGGUCCCCGAAUGUGCCGCUAUCUAAGAGAAGAAGACAGAGCUCUGAACAAGUAUCCUGCACUAUACUACCCUGAGCUCUACAUCCUCAAGGGAGGCUACAGAGACUUCUUCCUGGAAUAUGUGGAACUGUGUGAACCCCAGAGCUAUUGCCCAAUGCAUCACCAGGACCAUAAAGCUGAGCUGUUGAAGUGCCGCAGCCAGAGCAAAGCAUGGACUGAGGAGCGGCAGCUCCGGGAACAGAUUGCUUGUCUCAUGAAGGAUGGGAAUUCAAGCUGAGGAAAGAGCUGUUCUUGUGGCAGUCACUGGCUCACACUGUGGACCCCCAGAGAGGAAGCAGUGACUUCUGUGGAAAACCAGACUAAUGGUUUACAAAAAAGUACUCAACAAGCCAAGACUUGACUGCAAAAGUCAAGUCAACUUGUGUUCCAGUGAGAAUAGGAGCCUUCUCUACGGGCUGUGUCCUGAAGGCUAUUCUUCCUUGUUUGAGCUACAAAGUUUGCAGUAACCAGGGAGAC